GUGAUCGCAGCUGCAGCUUCAGCUUCGAAGGAACUAUCAACAUCGUCGUUGUCGUCGUCAUCGUCAUCGCCAUCGAACCACUUAAAAAUUAUAGCCUUAGGCGGUCGUCUAGUCGGCUCAGACCAAGAAAAGUAAUAUUUGUUGUGAGUGCAAAAUUCGAUGCGUGUGUUGUGUUGUGUGCGCGUUUCUUCUAUUCAUGCCAAAUAUCAGUUAGCCAGUGCAACGACUUAACCAAUCUAUAAGUCUAUAAGCAAUUAGCCAAGUCAAGACAACAACAACAACAACAAAAAUGACGCAACCCGUAAAGUUUUAUUUUGAUUUCUUGAAUCAAUCGAGUCGAGCCCUCUAUAUUCUGUUCGAGGCAUCCAAGAUACCGUUCGAGGCGAUACCAAUCUCGAUGCUCAAAGUUAGCCAGUGCAACGACUUAACCAAUCUAUAAGUCUAUAAGCAAUUAGCCAAGUCAAGACAACAACAACAACAACAAAAAUGACGCAACCCGUAAAGUUUUAUUUUGAUUUCUUGAAUCAAUCGAGUCGAGCCCUCUAUAUUCUGUUCGAGGCAUCCAAGAUACCGUUCGAGGCGAUACCAAUCUCGAUGCUCAAAGGUGAGCACUUGACCGGCGAGUUUCGCGACAACGUCAAUCGUUUUCGCAAACUGCCGGCCAUAACGGACCAUGGCUUUCAGCUGUCGGAGAAUGUGGCUAUCUUCAGGCAUUUAUCGCGCGAGAAGCUGGUGCCGGAGCAUUGGUAUCCACGACGUCAUCUGGGACGGAGUCGCAUUGACGAGUACCUGGCCUGGCAGGAACGCCACAUGGGCGUUGCCUGCACCGAUUAUUUUCAACAGAAAUGGCUCGUGCCCUACUUGCAAAAGACGCGGCCCGGCGAUAAUGCGGUGAGCUUGGCGCGCAAACAGUUGGACCAUACGCUGAACGACUUUGAAACACUCUUCCUGAAUUCACGCAAAUUUAUGAUCGGCGAUAAUAUUUCCUAUGCGGAUCUAAAUGCCAUUUGCGAAAUCGAUCAGCCAAAAUCCAUUGGCUACAAUCCGUUCCAGAAUCGCAACAAACUGGCGCGUUGGUACGAGGCGGUCCGUGACGAGCUCGGCCUCUACUACAAGAAUGUCCACGACGAGUUCGAGCGGAAUCUGAAGUUGCGGAAUGCGGAACAGAGUGGGGCACAGGCGCGGGCGCGGGCGCUGGAACAGUGAGCCGCACCUGUAUUUAUAUAUUUAUAUAUAUAUAUAUAUGUAUAUCUAUAUAUAUAUAUAUAUAUGUACAUGUAUUAUCUAUAAGUUUUCUAAUCAUAUAGAUUGGCGGUCAAAUUUUAGGUCGAUUACUUAUUAAUAUAUAUUUUUGUAUAUAUAUUAUAUACCGAUUAUUAAGGUGCGACAUAUUUCUCUGACAAAAAUACUAUAUAUAUAUAUAUUUUUUUUUUUUGAUAAAGUGCUGCAAUGUUCUUCUAAGAUUUAAUGCUAGUGUGUGGUUUGUUUAUUGUUUUACUCUAAGUUCAUUUUAUGGCAGUUUCUUCUUAUUAUUGAUGUUUGUUUUUGCUUUUUAAAAAAGUAUUUUUAAAAAAAAAUUAGCAUAUGAGAAAAUGUAAUUUUUACUGCAAUUUGUUUGGCCAACAUACUAAUUUUUGGGAAAAAAUACGAAACUAAAAAAUUAUUAUAUAUUUUUUAAAGAA
This is a messenger RNA of Scaptodrosophila lebanonensis, 1682 nucleotides long. RefSeq names its product glutathione S-transferase theta-3 (gene GstT4). Gene Ontology annotation, cellular component: cytoplasm. The coding region runs from base 487 to 1206 and encodes 239 amino acids. The record is from RefSeq and is a predicted model, not a curated record. Lineage: Eukaryota; Metazoa; Arthropoda; Insecta; Diptera; Drosophilidae. Gene Ontology annotation, biological process: glutathione metabolic process. Gene Ontology annotation, molecular function: glutathione transferase activity. The transcript is spliced from 5 exons.